Molecule: messenger RNA, 1677 nt
Organism: Physella acuta
Lineage: Eukaryota; Metazoa; Mollusca; Gastropoda; Physidae
Source: RefSeq, a predicted model, not a curated record
GUCAAUCUUGGACGUAGGAUUCACAACGCGACUGAUUUAGCUCAAUCAAAGAUUACGCUACAAAGAUCUAUAUAAGUAGUACCGUUUUAACCAAAGCUAAAUGGAGUGGGGUUAAAGGAUAUUCUUGGAUUUAGUCUAAAACACAGGUUGAAUUCCCACAUACGCAUGAACAAAACAAAAUGGAAAAAGUUCUGAAGGUUUCAAUAUUCCUUGUUUGUAUGGUGUGCUUACUCGAUAUCGUCACCAUGCGGGCAUAUGAUAUGAAGAUCACAGAAUUUGAGAAAGAUUGUGUCAAUUAUAGUUGCCGCCACACAGGCAAAAUCAUUGGGAGCAUUGGUCUUUACGAGGAGUAUGUACCAUCAGACACCGAUUGCUUGGGGUUGAUAUACGUCGCAGCAUGUGAAAAGAAAGAUAACUGUUCUAUACAUACAUCAUGGAAACUGCUUUGUCCACUCUAUUGGUGCGGUCCCGAGGAUUGCAAAUUUAUAACGUACCCCUGUUACUGCUCUGGCAGCUACCCCGUGUCAAUCAAGUUCUUCCCCUUGGUUGAAAAUGCGUUGUAUCGCAUAACAGGAAUAGAACCUUAUGGUAAACCUAGAAGAGUGAGAUUUAUGAACUGUAGCAACAUCUUCGACUCUUCACUCAAACCAGCUAACUAUGAUCCCCUAGAACGUCCUAGAUUGAAAACCUCGUAUUCAAUGGCGUCGCUGAAUGGAGAAAGUCGGUUACAUCCAGAGUUCAUCUUACUGGUAAUGGGAGCACUGGUCAACAUCUUCCUCGCCCAGAAAGUUCUUGCUUAACAAAGAAACAAAACCCCUUAUAGAAUGGAGACCACAUACAGCUAGGUUGUGUUAGUAAAGCGAAGUGUAAUAAAAAAAAAUUUCACAAUGUUAAAAAAAUGAAAACGUCAGAACCAAUUGAAAUAACUCGAUUUUUAUCAGGAAUAGAACAACGCGCUUAAUUUGUGAUAGUUUAAAUUCUGUAAUGACUUGAUAACAAGCAUCUAAUUUGUUCUUUCAACUAGCAACGUGCACUAAAAGAUAGUGUGUACCAUACAAUAUUCAAUAAAUUCUUAAUGUUAAAAUAGUCGAUAUGAAAAUGUGCUAAACCUGCGAACUCACCUAGCAUCUGUUUUGGAGAAUUCCAUUACUAUUACAGGGUAUUCUAUUUGUAAAACAUGUUUUCUUAGACUGCCCAAAUCUUAUAUCAUUCAGUAUACACCCGACCCCACCCUCACCAUUCUUCUACGAGAGACAACACAGUUUGCAAAAGAAAAAAUAAUUGGUUUUACUACGAACACUAGUUUAGGAACUACAUCACUGUGUGUGAAAACUGCUUGCUUCAACUUCAUUAGAAACAAGUGCAAGCAAACUGUGUCUAAUAAUUCAUUCAUUUUCAAACUAUGUUAAAUCUAACGAUUUGAUUUUACUCAAAGUAUUCCCAGUCUAUAUUACACAAGUCUAUAUUACACAUGUCUAUAUUACACAAGUCUAUAUUACACAAGUCUAUAUUACUCAAGUCUAUAUAAUACACAAGAUUAAAAAAUUAUAAUCUAUUGUUUGCAUCGAUUGCGUCAAAUAACUUGUGCUCAACAAUUGCAAUGAAAAGUUUUUUAAAUGAGUUCCAUGGCAGUGGCGUAGGCAAGGGGGCGUUAGGGGAUGGGGGGCUAUAACCCCU